AUGACCAGCUCUAAAAUUCCAGUACCCUCCAAAGAAUAUGCAAAGCAACUAUCGAGGCGGGAAGAGCUCACCAAGCAAGAGUCAUCGUUAAAGAGGGAGUACACCACAAUGCUGCGAAAAAUGGCAAGUGUCAUGGCCGUGCUACAAGAGCUUGAUGAUGGACAGGAGGCUUCACAGCAAACAAUUUCAGAAAGCGCACUGCUCAAGGUCCCUGAACUGAAACAAUACUCUCAGCUUUUGCAUGACAUAGACAGUAAAGCACUAGAGGAUAUUGAGAUACCAGAAGUCCUGAAAGACUCGUAUGCGCUUUAUAAACAGUCGCCUCUACUUUACAAGGACCUGUGA
Messenger RNA from Lachancea thermotolerans CBS 6340, 345 nucleotides. RefSeq names its product Ies5p (gene IES5). Gene Ontology annotation, cellular component: Ino80 complex. Lineage: Eukaryota; Fungi; Ascomycota; Saccharomycetes; Saccharomycetales; Saccharomycetaceae. The coding region runs from base 1 to 345 and encodes 114 amino acids. The record is from RefSeq and is a predicted model, not a curated record. The transcript has a single exon.